AUGGCACCGAUUCUUCUUGCCACUGCCCCUGCCCAGCAGCAGCAGCAGCAACAACAGGUGGAAGGUGCGCCGAGACCCUCCGAACGGAACUGGGACCAAAAGUGUCCAAUAGACAAUAUCAUGAACACCAAUAAGUCGCCGGUGUUGCCCAAGUGGGCAAUCAAUUCGGUCAUAGUUCCGGUCACGCCCCCGGCCCCAGUCCCGGCCCCAGUCCCGGCCCCAGUCUCGGCCCCAGUCUCGGCCCCAGCCCUGGCCCCGGUACGGGGCUCACUGUUGCAGGCACAUCCGAGUCCUGAGUUAUCGGCGCCUGGACCCUCGAAGAUCCCUGGGCCGCCGACGGUGUCUGGGCCGCCGACGAUGCCUGAGCCCUCGGUGACGGAUCCGCCUCCAGAUAUGCCAAGGCUGAAUUUCAGAGGGCGAAAGCUACUCCCGGAUGGCCCAACCAAAAAGGGUGCGCUGAAUUCGAGCACGCCUCGAAACGUUGCACAAUCCUCGACAUCGGCACCGAAACAACGUGCGGCUUUAGUCUUGGCUCCAGCUGUAGCUGCAGCUCCAGCUCAAGCUCUAGCCUCAGCUGCGACUCCAGCUCCUGCAGAUGCCCAAGUUACCGCACACCCAGCAGUCGCAGCAGUCGUCAAGCAGAAGUCGAAGCCAAAGAAAGAGAACGAGAAGGUACGCUGCACCUGCAGCUUUUGUGUAGAGAAGCAUGGAACCAAUGGCAAGAUGAUUGCCGAGAAGACGUGGAAGGAGCACAAACGUGCCGACACGACCGCCAAAGAAGGGACGGUGCAGGAUCCCAAGUGCGGAAAAUGCGAGAAGCAAGAAUACGUAUGUAUUCGGAAGGAGACCGGCCCCUGUCAAGUCUGCAUGCGCAUGUCAGACGUGUGUUCCUUCACGGGCGAGUCUAAGAGAAAGAGAGAGAUAGCUAGGCGGAAGCGCGAGGAAGAAAAAGAGAAGAAGGUGGCCAACACUGUCGCUGAUCCUCCUGCUGAACCUGCUGCUCAGCAGGCGGGACAGAAGAGAGGGCCAAAGUCGUCUUCCCAAGACGGGAAAGACGACGGUCAAGUUCCUGACCUUCCUGUGAACUUCAGGCAGCAGGCAGAGCCGUCCAUCUUCAAGAAAAAGGUUGAGGGUAUCGGCAAGAGCAGCAGCCAUACGAGCGGGAGCUCGGGGUCGGAUUCGAGAAGCCGCACAAUAAGCAACUCGCCAGCUCCUGUCAUUCGGAAGAGGUCGGACGAAGUCGAGGGAGAUGCGGGCGAGGACUUUGGCCCGAGGACGAAAAGACGCCGUAUUGCCGACCAGACCGAUUGA
Colletotrichum scovillei is the source of this 1311-nucleotide messenger RNA. RefSeq lists its product as uncharacterized. Bases 1 to 1311 code for a protein of 436 amino acids. The transcript has a single exon. The record is from RefSeq and is a predicted model, not a curated record. NCBI's taxonomy places the organism in Eukaryota, Fungi, Ascomycota, Sordariomycetes, Glomerellales, Glomerellaceae.